AUGGCGCUCAAAUUCAUCCGCCAGCUGUAUGCACUCGAUACCCUCGACACUCGCUUCGUAAUACCAGCCACCACACCGCCCAAGGAGGCGCUCGAGGAGGCCAAACUUGACCCAGUGGGCCCAAUUCCUGUAAAAGAAGGAAGAGAUGGCACCAAACGUGCAGAUAGUGACAUCCAUCCUCCGCGAUGGAAUACACUCGAGUUUUAUUUCUACUACGUGGCCAUUUCGGCCAGCGUGUUCAUGAUGUUCAAAUCCGUACUGGACGUGUCUAAAGAAUCGCACCCAAAUUAUCCAAAAUUCGAACAUCUCCUUUCUGAUGGUUGGAUACCUGGGCGGAAAGUGGAUAAUGUUGAUGCUCAGUAUGGCGGCUUCCGUCAGAACAUUCCAUAUCUGUUUAUCGUAGUACUACUGCAUCCAAAUUUGCGCAAAGCAUAUGACUCUUUCUGGCGAGCUGGUACAUACACCCAAGUACGGUCGUCGGCGAGCAAUGGCCUCACCAUGGGUCUAACACCGUCCGCUGCAGCGGAUGCCCGCAUGCUUCAACGCAUAUCAUUUGAUGUAGGUUUUGCCACUAUAUUUCUUGUUGCUUUGCAUGGCUUCUCGGCAUUCAAAAUCCUAGCAAUCCUCUACGCCAAUUACUGCAUCGGAAAGAAGCUCCCUCGGCAGUAUAUACCUGCCGCAACGUGGAUCUUCAACGUAGGCACCUUGUUCGCCAAUGAAUUUGGCCGGGGCUACUCGUAUGCAACUAUACUCGGCACAUUUCUCCCAUCUGCUACCUCAGAAAAGGGCGAGUCAAGAUCUGAUUUCGGCCAUAUGCUUGACAGCUAUGGUGGCCUCAUUCCACGUUGGGAAGUGCUCUUCAACUUCACCAUCCUCCGACUCAUAAGCUUUAACCUCGACUACUACUGGUCACUCAACUCUCGAAAUAAUAGUCCUCUUGAAAAGAAACAACUCGACCCUUCCAACCUCUCCGAGCGUGAUCGAGUAUCCAUCCCUGCUAAACCCGCGGACUACUCAUUCCGCAACUAUUUCGCAUAUGUUACCUAUUCUCCACUCUACCUGGCCGGACCCAUCAUAACAUUCAACGAUUACAUAGCGCAAUGUCGCUACCGGCCUCACAGCAUCACCACCAACCGAACGAGCCUCUACUUGAUCCGUUUCAUCGUUGUCCUUCUUACUAUGGAGAUUAUGAUUCAUUACAUGUACAUGGUCGCCAUUUUUCACGAGAAGCCCGACUGGUCUCAGUACACACCUUGCGAGCUGAGCAUGCUGGGCUUCUUCAACCUCAAACACAUUUGGCUAAAGUUACUCAUCCCAUGGCGCUUCUUCCGUCUGUGGUCACUUAUGGAUGGUAUUGAUCCACCAGAGAAUAUGGUGCGUUGCAUGUCUGACAACUAUUCUGUUAUGCACUUCUGGCGCGGGUGGCACCGCAGCUUCAACAAGUGGAGCUUGAGGUAUCUGUAUAUUCCUCUUGGUGGAAGUAAGGGCGAGGGUAUCCUCGGCAAGGCAAGGGCGGUAGGCAACUACCUAGCCGUGUUUACCUUUAUUGCCAUCUGGCAUGACAUUCAACUCCGACUGCUCAUGUGGGGAUGGCUUGUUACUCUCUUUGUUCUUCCAGAGAUCAUCGCAUCAUACAUCUUCCCAGCGAAGAAGUGGAAGAACAAUCCCGAUGCUUACCGCUGGUUGUGUGGUGUGGGUGCUGUUGGCGAGAUUCUGAUGCUAAUGACAGCUAAUCUCGUUGGCUUUGCACUUGGAAUGGAUGGGCUAAAGGGUCUCGUUAGUGGUAUUGUGGGAACGUGGUCUGGUUGGAUGUUUUUUGGGACAGCUUGCUGUGCGUUGUUUACAGGCGUGCAGUUCAUGUUUGAGUGGCGUGAAAAUGAAAAACGGAAGGGGAUUAAGAUGAAGUGUUAG
Molecule: messenger RNA, 1911 nt
Organism: Bipolaris zeicola 26-R-13
Lineage: Eukaryota; Fungi; Ascomycota; Dothideomycetes; Pleosporales; Pleosporaceae
Exons: 4
Coding region: 1-1911 (636 amino acids)
Biological process (GO): GPI anchor biosynthetic process
Cellular component (GO): endoplasmic reticulum
Source: RefSeq, a predicted model, not a curated record